CGCAGGGGCAGAUUCCGCCAUUGAGGACAAUCAAUAGCUUGUUUGCGGUUCGCGAUGCCGCUCGCCAAAGCCUCCGGUGCAAUUCAGCCGGAGAACACCCUCCUGAUCGGGCCGCGGGCCUGGCCCUGAUCAUCAACGGGUCGCAAAAUGACGAACGCGGCCAUGUAUGGACUCUCUUGCCGUAAGUGCCUGGAUUCACGGUAACAAAACGGACGCAACGAUGCACCGCGCCACACUCGUCGGCCUUCUCGCAGCAGCCGCCACGACCGUGACGGGGGCUCCGUCGUGCUCCGGCGUGCAUGCAGCCGCGCCGGGCACCGUCAAGUGCCCGCUCGUGUUCGACGGGCGCGUCAAGGCAACGGCGGCGCUGACCGACUUCGACAGCGCCAGCACGUCGCCGUUCAACCCGGACUACGUCAAGGGCAACAACCUCAAGUGGAGCCAGAUCAUCAAGUUCCCGCAGACCAGCAACGCGCGCUUCGACAACAACUCGACCAAGGCCAUCGAGGUGACCAUCAGCGACGCCAGCAUCUUCCAGUCCCAGCAGGGCUUCCGCCGCGCCGGCCUGCAGUUCCAGGGCGACACCAACAACGGCAGCCCGGGCACCACGGGCGUCAAGACGAUCCACUUCAGCAUCAAGCUGGACCCGCAGCGGCCGCUGAACCUCAGCCACGAGUAUCUCAACGUGUGGCACGAGUCCGCCGACUACUCGGCCAACCAGUUCAACUUCGAGGCCGGCACCAUCAUCGGCCAGUCGGGCCUGCCCAAGAACACGUGGAAGGUGCUGAACCGGCAGAACCAGCAGAUCUGGUCGACGCCCAUCGUGAAGGACGACUGGCAGAACUUUGCCAUCACGCUCGACUUCAACAAGAACACCCUGCAGGUGUACUACUCCCAGGGCACCGACCCGCUCAAGAGCGUCACGAGCGCCGUGUCCAACGACAACUCGGGCGAGGGCCAGUACCAGAUCGGCAUCCUCAAGAAGCCGACGGGCACGAGCGACGUGGUCAACUCGGGCUACCAGGAGAGCAACCUCAACGAGGGUCUCAUCUACGGCAGCCUGUUCGUCGAGGACAGCGCCAACGGGUGCAUUUCGUUGUAGAGGGGUGGGUUUUGCGAAGGCCCGAAGUGUUGGUUCUUGGGUGAGGAGCUGGGUGCUAGAUGACUAGCUGUUGUAUUCAGUUUCCCGAGUUUACAUAGCUAGAUAGAAGCAUGGUGCUCAGAUAUAUAGUAAAGACGGUAGGGCG
Molecule: messenger RNA, 1247 nt
Organism: Thermothielavioides terrestris NRRL 8126
Lineage: Eukaryota; Fungi; Ascomycota; Sordariomycetes; Sordariales; Chaetomiaceae
Exons: 4
Coding region: 221-1102 (293 amino acids)
Source: RefSeq, a predicted model, not a curated record